UCUUGUCCAGGGAAGAUGCUUGUUGUUCCAAGAGUAGCUGUUGCGCAAUAGAGACUGUAUUUAACGAUUGACCGAAAAAUAAGCGGGGGGAAGUUAACCAAGCGGUGAAAGAACAUACAGAAGACACAAUGUCGAAUUUUGCACGCUCUCGGGGGAACACACGGAAGUCUCCAGAUGAGAGAUCAUCAGAUUGGGAAGUGGGAGAGAGCAACUUCGGCGCGUCCAACAACCACCGAUCAACUAUGGAGGCACCAGCAAUUCAUCUUCAGCCUUACUUACUUCAGCCCCGCAUUAUGUCGGGGCGCAUGUCGCUGUACAGCAGCAGGGUGCGACCUGUCCUCACUCACGCCUCUCUCCAAACACGAGUGUAUAACUUUUUGGAAAGGCCAUCCGGCUGGAAGUGCUUCGUUUAUCACUUCACCGUGUUCCUUCUAAUUAUUGCUUGCCUGAUUCUCAGCAUUCUGUCAACCAUUCCCAAGUCACACGACUCUGUUUUCCCCGCUCUCUUUUGGGUGGAGAUUUUUGUUGUGGUUUUCCUAGGGUUGGAAUAUAUUGUCCGGCUUUGGUCAGCAGGUUGUCGCAGUAUAUAUGUUGGCUUCUGUGGACGACUACGAUUCGCAAGGAAGCCAAUAAUCAUCAUAGAUCUGAUUGUUGUCGUUUCCUCAAUAUUCGUGCUAGCAGUUGGUUCCAAUGGGCAGGCGUUUGCAACCUCCGCGAUGAGGGGGAUCCGUUUCCUGCAAAUACUGCGUAUGCUGCACGUAGACCGCCAGGGAGGUACAUGGCGUAUCCUGGGGUCUGUUGUCUAUGCCCAUCACCAGGAGCUGAUCACAGCACUCUACAUUGGCUUUCUGUGCCUGAUCUUCGCCUCGUACUUUGUCUACCUGGCAGAAAAAGAAGCUAACGCGUUUGAUACAUACGCUGAUGCUCUGUGGUGGGGAGUGGUAACAGUGACGACCGUUGGCUAUGGAGACCUCGUUCCUCAGACGUGGAUUGGGAAGAUGAUUGCAUCGUGUUUCUCGGUCUUUGCCAUAUCCUUAUUUGCACUUCCUGCAGGAAUUUUAGGCUCAGGCUUUGCGCUGGAGGUGCAGCAGAAGCAAAGACGGAAACAUUUCAACAGACAAAUCCCCGCUGCUGCUAGUGUGAUCCAGGCAUCAUGGAGAUGUUUUGCAUUGGAAAAUUCAGAUUCAGCCACAUAUAAGAUGUUUUUCAGAAAGAGAUCACAAACCCUCAACUCACUGUCGACCACAACGCCUACGAAACUGGAGAAGAAAGACGCUUCCCCAAAUUUUCUCACAGUUCCGAGCAGUCAGAAGAACAACGUUUUGAGCUCUGAUGUAUGCAAAACAGUGGACACAGAGACAAAUCUUGGCUUUUUGGAUGUUGAUCCAUCCACUGGCCUCAAGACAAAAUACAGUUCAGCAGACAACCUGGAUCAGGAGCUGGAGCGAGACUGUGCACUGACUGCGGCUACCUCCAUAUCUCAACUAACCAAGUCCCAUAGACAAGCUAUCCGUGUGAUCCAGAAAAUGCGCUAUUUUGUGGCGAAGAGCAAGUUCCAGCAAGCUCGUAAACCAUAUGAAGUUCGAGAUGUGAUUGAGCAAUACACCCAUGGUCAUCUCAAUCUAAUGGUGCGGAUCAAGGAAAUACAGAGAAGACUGGACCAGUCUUUAGGGAAGACAACUUCUUUCCAGACUGGAGCAGAUCGAACCAAAGAGAAGGGAAACAACUCCAUUGGAGCCCGACUCAGCAGGAUGGAGGACAAGAUCACACACAUGGAUCAAAUGCUGAACCACAUUGCAAACUCUCUCAAUAUUCUGCCGGAACGGAGAGAUGUCAAUGGGGGCGAGCGGGAGGGUGGACAACAGUCUGGCCCCAGCAGCAAUAUCAACCCUAGCCACGAUGGUCUGCCAAGCUAUGAGCACCUGUCAUCAAAAUUGCAAGACAGCGACUGAUCUAUCGAUCUAUGUUCUGUAAAUCAUAUAUCAAAUAUUACCUCAUAUUCAGAACCACAGAUCUAUGUUUUGUAACUCAUGGGUCAAAUAUUACUUUGGCUUUUGCUGUGUACGCAUACUACCGUAUUUUCCGGACAAUAAGGCGCAGUUUUUUUUUUUUCCCCAUAGUUUGGCCGGGGGUACGACUUAUACUCAGGAGCGACUUAUGUGUGAAAUUAUCAACACAUUACAUCAUUUCACAUGUUACUUUCACACUAAACCGCAAGUGGACGCUCGAGGCCUGUGGUAUAAUUGGAACUGCAACUGACGAUGAGUCUAAAGUAAGCCACAACCCUUGUCACAAGCUAAACUAAAUGACUCCAAAAGUAUGAUUUUAAUUUAGUGUUUUCCAUGAAUACUAACAUAAUUGCACAAGGGUUUUCAAAGGUUUUCUAAUUAUCCAUUAGCCUUCUAACACAAUUAGGAAAUACAAUGGAACAUUAGAAAACUGGAGGGAUGGUUGCUAGAAAUGGGCCUUUAUACACCCAUGUAGAUAUCGCAUUAAAAAACAGACAUUUGUCGCUAGAAUAAUCAUUUACCACAUUAACAAUAUGUAUUCCUAAUUAUUUAUCAGAAAUUAUUGUAUUGUAUUAUUGUAUUGUAUUCCUAAUUGGUUUAAUGUUAUCUGCAUUGAUGAGGACAUUUCUAAAUGACCCCAAACUUUUGAAUGGUAGUGUAAGUAAUGAUUAGGUGUUUUUAUUAAGCCACAUGAGAGGAGAAAGACAAAAGAUUAAAAACUCCACUCAGUAUGAUACACUACAAUAUUUAAGCAUAUUGAAUAUUCUUCAACUACAAACUGCUUUCCCUAAUAAACUUGGCAUAUAUUCUGAGAGAUGCUGUUACCUAUCUUAAAAGCUAGUUAAAACAAUGUGGAAAAUAACCAGGUAUUUUAACAUCAUGAAAGCAUCACCUAGGAAUCCCUCGAUACUAAGCAAACAUGCGUUCUCUAUAUGUAAGCAUCAUUGGCACGACAUCAGAGCAAUGUGAUUUAGCACUUGCUGGAACAGAAGAGCACCUUGAGCUUCAGGCACUAACAUAACAUUGUCACACCAUUACCUUUCUGUCCACCUUGGCUUUGAGCUUUUCACAGAAAAAAAAAACAGUAUUUCUGCUCAGAUAAGCUUUGGGACUGUGUAAAAUCAAAUCUGCUCCAAACGCACAUUCUUUUUCCUUUGAAGGAGCUCAAGCCAUUGGGGUACCAUUAGGUGCAGUAAAAAGAAAAAUAAGUUGUAACAGCUUGAGUGUGAAUUGUCAGCAUUAUUAUCUUACUGACAAUGACAAGAAUGUCUGAUCAGAAAUGGUGAUAGUGCAGCUUUUGUAUUUAUCUGAUUCAUAGGGUUGAAUGUCCCUGCGUGUUUACAAUGCAGUACAUCUUUAUUCACAUAGAAUUUCCACUCUGGCAUUUUGUUCAGGCACUACAAGACAUUGUAGAUUUGUUCCUAGACUCCAAGAUAUUAAAUACAAACUUGCUUUAUGGUA
This is a messenger RNA of Syngnathus acus (greater pipefish), 3470 nucleotides long. RefSeq names its product potassium voltage-gated channel, KQT-like subfamily, member 1.1 (gene kcnq1.1). Gene Ontology annotation, cellular component: membrane; voltage-gated potassium channel complex. Lineage: Eukaryota; Metazoa; Chordata; Actinopteri; Syngnathiformes; Syngnathidae. The transcript is spliced from 16 exons. Gene Ontology annotation, biological process: potassium ion transport; transmembrane transport. The record is from RefSeq and is a predicted model, not a curated record. Gene Ontology annotation, molecular function: voltage-gated potassium channel activity. The coding region runs from base 129 to 1952 and encodes 607 amino acids.